AUGAAACAAGGGUCAAAAGCAAGGGGCAGUGGACUUCAGGUGUUUGCUCGAGGAAUAUCAGAUGGCAACAUCAACCACAAUGACCCCAACGAGAUGCUUCUUCAAUCUAAGCCACCAGCACGCUCAGCUACUCCACACGCUUCCGGAUACGUUCCGAGCCGGCAAGAAAUAGCCGAGUUUGCCAAACUCCCAAUCCCUGGUCCCGGUGCCAGAGCCAUCGCCAGCCCUCGCCCGCAAGGACAGCUGAGAAGCAUCCACCGCGUUGGAUCGCCGGCGGUGAAACGCGGGUAUUCGUCUCCUAAGCGCCAGUCCAUAGAAGCCAAUGUCCAGACUGCCCACCUGCAGCAUGACAUAUUCUCUGGAUCGCAGCUCGGAGAGCACUUUAUGACUUCUGGUUUUACAACCCCGGUUGAUGAAUCUUCGGCUGUGGCUGUCACCCAGCAUCCAGAGAUUAAAGUAGAGGAGCAGCAGUUGCAGCCCAGUCAUCUUCCAAGUCUACCACUGGCUCCUGGCCCAUCAUCAAAGGCCGACGGUCAACAAUUCUCUUUCCAGGCAGCAGAUGGUCGACUCUCUGUUGUUUCCGGGCAUCAACGCUACAAUACCUCACACAUGAGGGACGGAUUUUACGGCAACGACCUUCGACAUGGAUUCAAGGCUCCCGCGCUGCCAACGCUGACGUAUAAUCUCUCAGCAUUACCGAUGCAAGGACAGCCCAGGCUCCCGAUGCGCGGAACCCGCACCAAUCGAGGGCUGUCCUCGCAACCACGCGCCCUUGCCAUUCAAGAAGAGGGUUUUCAAGACGACUUGGUUCAAGUUGACGAUGGGAAAUGGGGAAAUCAGAUAAUGACGAGGAAUGGCGAGUCUGGUCCUGCACACGACUCUGACGACGAGGUUGAUAAUCUGGGCGGCUUUGCCGAGAGGAUAGCCGCUUCCGGGGUCCGGAGACCCAGCGGACUAGGCACCAGACCUGCACGAGACGACGCAAAGUCCAACAAGGUUGCACAAGGCUUUUCUUCCAGAGACAGAAAGCAUAGCCGACCCAGCGUGGACUAUGACGAUGACGUCUUGAGUACAAUGACAUUUCAAAAUCUAAUGGACGAACCCUUUGACCUUGUGCCACGGAUCCGUGGGGCAAGCAAUGAGGAAACAAGCGCAACGAACCUCGCAACAAGACUUGAGCUCAUCCAAAGUCAGGGAGACCACGAGCAACGUCAGCUCUUUAAAAACAUGACCAUCGACGAGUGGGAGGACGCGGGUCAAUGGUUCGUGGAUCAGUUCGCAAGCAUCAUGACACGCUUGCGAGAGGCUCGGCGGGGAAAGCGACGAACAGUCGAAGCCUUUGAGGCGGAAGCAUCUCAGCGCGAAGAGGCCAUCCGUUUGCGGACCAACGUCAUUGACAAAAAGCUGAACAAGAUGAAACGAGACGGGCAACGCGUGGUGCGCUACAAGGAGUUGUGA
Molecule: messenger RNA, 1458 nt
Organism: Ustilaginoidea virens
Lineage: Eukaryota; Fungi; Ascomycota; Sordariomycetes; Hypocreales; Clavicipitaceae
Exons: 1
Coding region: 1-1458 (485 amino acids)
Biological process (GO): nucleolar large rRNA transcription by RNA polymerase I
Cellular component (GO): RNA polymerase I core factor complex
Molecular function (GO): RNA polymerase I core promoter sequence-specific DNA binding; TBP-class protein binding
Source: RefSeq, a predicted model, not a curated record